CUCCCCACAGGGUAUGUUCUUGGGGCUUGAACCCAGGUUUCCUGCGGAGAUGGAGACAAAAUCGAGCCUUCCUCAGUCUCUCUCUGAAAGUAACUUGAUUAAAGCUGUGAAGCUCAGGCACCUGAUCAGUGAUAAUAUUAUCAAACCAUCCACUGCCAGACCCCUGAUCCACCACCUGCUGAACAUGAACAUGCACACUCUACAGUUACACAGUAUGAGGGAAUACCAGCCUCAGUUCAGGAGAACCUUGGAACAAUCAUUAAUGGACCAGGUCACUUCCAAAGCCUUGGCAGACGCAGGAACACUCAACUGGUGCAAAGAACUUAGGAAACAAUUUCCACUCAAGGUUUCUGGGGAUGGGAACAGCCUGCUCCAUUCCCUCUCGCUGUGCAUGUGGGGUGUAAAAGACACAGAUCUCACCCUCAGUAAGACAUUCCAUGAAGCACUGACCAAAACCAACAGCGUGAACUUCAGACUAAGGUGGCAGACAGAGCACGGGGCAGGUCAGCACUAUCCCACGACGGGGCUAUGUGACCAAUCUGCGAUCUGGGAUGCAGAAUGGCAGAAUAUGAUCGAUUCCUCUGCACCGGUAUCUCAGGCCUGUACCAGCCUGUACCAGGACAUGCACCUGUUUAUUCUGGCCAACAUCGCCAGACGUCCCAUCAUCGUCAUCGCAGAAAGUUCAAAGGGAAAUUCCAAAAAGGUUUCAGAUAAAACAUCGAGCCCUGCUGGCAUUUACCUGCCUCUCCACUGGCCCGCUGAGCAGUGCUUCACCUACCCCAUACUGCUCAGUUACACACAGCAACGGUUUACACCUCUCGUCAGUAUCAAUGACCCAGGCCCACAAAUCAACGCUUUCCCACUGGUGACCCCCAGCAGGAGUGGGAGCGAGGAGUUACCUGUUCGCUUCCUCCUGGACAAAGAAAGGCUAAACAAAAAGCAGCUUCUCAGCAAUUACCUGGUGGUGAUCACCAUCCCAGACAGUAACAGCAUCGAAAUGUUCCUGGCGGCCAGGUUGCAGAUUAAUCCUUUGCCCGAUGACCUGAACUUGGUUCAGGAUUACUUCCAGCUGGUUAACCACGAGUAUGGGCUGUGGCAGAAAGACACAGACAAAGGAGAGACACACAAACUCAAACGGGCCAAAGAGCAGAAGUUCUGCCUCUCAAACCUCUCCAUUGUAGAAGAGCGGUGUCUGACCCCCAAUUGCUCCUACUUCUGCUCGAAGUUCACCAAGCCUUUCUGUCACACAUGUCAUGAAGCCUUCCAGAAGGAAGCCACGUCUUCGAGAGCCAAAACCCUCCCCAGCAAACAAGGCGGCCACACACAAGUGAUGGAAUCACAGUCCAAAGCUGGAACGACCUUUGAGCAGUUGAGUGACAGGAGCACAGGGUCCAGUUCAGCUCUGCCAUCAGCGUCUUCUCCCGUUCAUUUCUUCAGCGAGACGAAUGCCCUGAAGUGCCGAAUCCUAAACUGUCCGUUCACGGGAAGCCUGGCUCAGAACGGACUGUGUCCGAGCUGCUUCCGGAGAAGCGAGCCUUUGGAACAGAUUCCAGAGACGGGCAGGAAUACCUCUCCGUGCUUCCCAAACUCCUCAAAUGAAAGAUGCAGCACUUGUAAUCAGGAAACAAGCAUGUUCAAUGGUUUGUGUUUCGUUUGCUUAAGGAGAUCGGGUUCCUAUCCACAGUCACAAGUCUUACAGGGGAGAACUUCAGAAUCCACCCCGGAUUCACUGAGCACCACUGGCCACCCUGCCCCCCAGGGAGGCCGGGACCAAGGACAGGCCUACAGUCAGACAGGGAAAUCUGCAAAGUGCAUCAAGCCAAAUUGUCAAUACUUUGGGACUGAAGAACAGUUUGACUAUUGUACAGUCUGCUUCCUUAACUAUCUCACAGUGCUUGAAACCUCCGGUCAGCGGGAUCCAGAGCGACAGGACCACAAGAGCAACUCCCGCCCUGCUCACGCCCAGUGUGUGCAGAUCUCCUCCCACCUCAGGAACAUGUCCGUGUGCUGCAGCGCAGGCUGCAGUAUGCUCGCCAACCCGGUGUACAACGGCCACUGCGAGAAAUGCUACGUUUACACGCAGAGCAAGAGCUCCCACAGAUCAAAGUCAGUCAGUGACGUUCCCACAGAACCCGCGGUUUGGAGUCCCGCAGCUCAGUGCCAUCGCGAUUACAGCGCCUCGAGCACUCAUGGGCUAUCGGAGAGAAACAGCAACGAGCACUUUGGGUCGGAGUUGAGGAGUGGAAAGGGCGUCAGUGGCCACCUCCAGCCUGCACACGGUCACCCCUCGCCCUCAGCCCGUCCCAACACAGAGCCAGAGAGAAUGCUCUGCAGGAGAAGGGGUUGCGAGCACUUUGGCAACACAAAGUGCGAUGGAUACUGUAACGCUUGCUUCACCGCCUCUCGGAUACACAGGAUGUAGACCAUCACCUAUGGGGGGGGGGGUUACAAUGUCCACCAACACCAGAGGCAACGUCAACACCACCACCUUGUAUUUAUACAGCGCACUUCACACAGGGUAGCCUCCCGGAGAGCUUGGACCUCUUUGUUUCCCCUGAAAAUUGAUCCGCAGGAGCCACCAGCCACAGUAGAAGGCAUGUUCCUCCGUCAGAGAGAGAGUCGGGGAGGGAUAUGGAGGAUAACCAACCUUCAUAGAUUUACCAGCAAGAUUUACUCGUAUAAGAAAGCAGUUUAUCUUUUAAACAAUCUGCUGGUUACAAGAAUCUCUGCUCAUCUUUUCCCCAAGGAAACCUCACAGCUUCCUGUUGUGUGCAGCCAGGAGAUAAACCGACCAAAGCCUUAAUGGGGGUGGGGAGAGGGGGAUAGGCCCGGGUGGGGAGGAGAGGCAGGGCAGGUGGGGAGGGGGGAGGGGAGAGCACAGGUGACCACCAAAAGUUCAAGUCUCUUUUCAAAAUCUAGUCCAAAAACCCCACAGUGACGGGUUAGAGAGACUUUUAAAGACAUCAAAUAGUUGAUGAAAGAAAGUGAACAGAGGGAAUACACCAAUAUUGCCGGACUCAAUAGUUAUUAUUAUUAUUAUUAUUAUUAAUUGUAUUAUUGC
Callorhinchus milii (elephant shark) is the source of this 3061-nucleotide messenger RNA. RefSeq names its product tumor necrosis factor alpha-induced protein 3. The transcript has 9 exons. Gene Ontology annotation, molecular function: DNA binding; zinc ion binding. The record is from RefSeq and is a predicted model, not a curated record. Bases 14 to 2422 code for a protein of 802 amino acids. NCBI's taxonomy places the organism in Eukaryota, Metazoa, Chordata, Chondrichthyes, Chimaeriformes, Callorhinchidae.